This is a messenger RNA of Larimichthys crocea (large yellow croaker), 551 nucleotides long. It is a transcript of the gene nrn1lb, whose product is annotated as neuritin 1-like b. NCBI's taxonomy places the organism in Eukaryota, Metazoa, Chordata, Actinopteri, Sciaenidae. Gene Ontology annotation, cellular component: plasma membrane. The record is from RefSeq and is a predicted model, not a curated record. The transcript is spliced from 3 exons. Bases 21 to 530 code for a protein of 169 amino acids. Gene Ontology annotation, biological process: nervous system development; neuron projection extension.
CAGAUUCAGAGGUGGGACAAAUGAUGAAGUCCCAACCAGGCACUGCAACGAUGCUGCUGCUCAUCACUUUCUGCCUCAGUUUGGUCCCUGUUUGUUUCAGCGCUGCAAUUCCUGUUUCAUGUGGGUCCAUCUACAAAGGUUUUGCUCAGUGUUUACUCACACUUGGAGACAGUUUGGUGGAAACUCAAAAAGACCAGAACACGCAGGACAUUGAUUCAAUCUGCAGGUCCUGGAAUGCAUUCCAUGUUUGUGCCAACUCAGCUCUGGCCGGCUGUCCCGGAGAAACAGCAGCUGUCUGGGAGUCUCUAAGACAAGAGUCCAGGAAGACACAGUUUUCUGGAAACCUCUACGACAUGUGUGCCAGCCGCACCACUUUCCCACCCAGCACAGUGCCUGCACCCCAAAGUCCUCCCACCUCCGACCAGACCAACCAGGAAACGCUGAAAGGGCAAACAUACAAGCACAGCCCUACCCUCACCACACUGUUGUUCCCUGUAUGCAGCACCUUACUGCUCCUGCUCAGGAGUUAGUUAACCUCUCUAAGUCUUUUA